Messenger RNA from Bombina bombina (fire-bellied toad), 1405 nucleotides. It is a transcript of the gene PAFAH1B3, whose product is annotated as platelet activating factor acetylhydrolase 1b catalytic subunit 3. Lineage: Eukaryota; Metazoa; Chordata; Amphibia; Anura; Bombinatoridae. Bases 201 to 881 code for a protein of 226 amino acids. The transcript is spliced from 6 exons. The record is from RefSeq and is a predicted model, not a curated record.
AGAAAGAAUCGUAUCCGGGCUUACAGUCCUGGCGUCCAGACGGGUCUAUUGAAUAUAAAGUGGAGGGGGUGACAACGUCUGAGUUUGCUUAGAGGAGGUAGCUAGAUGCUCGAAUUUCCCCCUUUUGUUAGUCAUGAAUGGUAUAGGCAGUAAGGGAGGAUUCCAGCAUUGGAGACACAGGUAAAGAAGGAAAGCCCAUCAUGAGUGACAGUGACAUGAACCCAGCUGCUACCCCAACUCCAAUGCCUGAUACGCAAGGUGAUGGGCGAUGGAUGUCUCUGCACGAGCAUUUUGUGGCUGACUGCAAAGACAAAGAACCAGAAGUGUUGUUCGUAGGAGACUCCAAUGUACAACUCCUCCAUCAGCUUGAAAUCUGGAGAGAGCUCUUUUCCCCGCUCCAUGCUUUGAAUUUUGGAGGUUGUGGUGAUGGUACUCAGCAUGUUCUAUGGAGGCUGGAAAAUGGAGAACUGGAACACUUGAAACCCAAGAUCAUUGUCCUAUGGGUUGGUACAUAUAACCAGGGACACAGUGCGGAGCAGAUUGCAGGUGGGAUCCAGGCUAUUGCACGGUGCAUACAACGAAGGCAACCGCAAGCAAAAAUUGUUAUUGUGAGUUUGCUUCCAAGAGGUAAGAAUCCCAAUCCACUGAGAGACCGAAACAGGCAGGUGAAUGAGCUUCUGAAGGAGCUGCUUCUUGCAGUGCCCAAUUCAAUGCUCCUAGACAUCGACCCAGGCUUUGUGCACACGGAUGGCACCAUCAGUCACAAUGACAUGUUUGAUUAUCUGCACUUGAGCCGUUUUGGAUACUCACGUGUGUGCCAGAUACUGCACCGCACACUGCUGCAGCUCCUGGAGGGCAAGGAGACACCCACUGAGCAAUAACCACCAGGACAGAAGGGGGCAUUAAAGUAUCUGGAGAUCUACCCUUGUGAGAAGUCUGGGAAUAUUUGCCAAGUAAUUACCAUAGGGAAUUGGCAGUAAAUACUGUUGUGCAGACACAAGCUGAAAAAUCUGUCUCAAUGUGAAGGAGUAAAUGGCAUGCACAAAAUUAUACGUAACCAGGUGACUAAUACAUUACGUGCAACACAAGGUGUGUAUUGUGGGACCACCAUUCCCCAACCCCCAGAUACCUCCAGCUUCUGGGGAGAGAUGGACUUAUUCAAUUACCAAUUAUGUAAGAUAUUGUUCUUCCUUUUUUGUUUUUAUUUUCCUUGUACAGUGCUUGUUAAAUGUUUUUUUUCACUCUUGUGUAUUUCAGUGGAGAUAGACUGUUAUUGUUCAUUAGUGUUAGAAAUGACUAGUUAUGUGUAGACAAAUCUAUUACCCAUGUAUGUGACGUUCCACAUGUCCUAUGCAGUGACUCAUUUAGAACCAUAACUAAAUAAACCUGUUGUGGAUUCACAGAA